This is a messenger RNA of Notolabrus celidotus (New Zealand spotty), 4271 nucleotides long. RefSeq names its product MSL complex subunit 2b (gene msl2b). NCBI's taxonomy places the organism in Eukaryota, Metazoa, Chordata, Actinopteri, Labriformes, Labridae. The record is from RefSeq and is a predicted model, not a curated record. Gene Ontology annotation, cellular component: MSL complex. Gene Ontology annotation, molecular function: ubiquitin protein ligase activity. Bases 1018 to 2844 code for a protein of 608 amino acids. The transcript has 3 exons.
UUCUCGCGAUAUCUCGUCUCGAGCGCCCCCUUGUUGUUUGUGUGAAACACCGACGGGAGGUUUGAGGAAUACUGCGCGGCUAACGAUAGCAAGAACCCCAAACAGGGAUUUAAUCCACUCUCCGUCUCCUCUGACACCUUUCAUGUGUUCACACAGCAGCACAGGAUUAUAAUCCACGCUCUUACUUCCGCUUUCCUCCUGUUCUCGCACUGGCGCGAGCAGCGACAGAACGAGAGCUCCGCUAAUCCCGAGGAGAGGGGACGCGGCCUGUUUCUCUACCCGGCUCUCAGUGCACCUCAGGCGGAUACAACUCCCACCACAGCCCGGUGCUUUUCCUGGCUCCUUUUAAAUCACACCAAGAAAGGAGUCACAGCUUCGGGAUUAUUGUUGUUUUUACAGCCUCAGCCUCUCUUCUGUGUGAUCCCCUGUUCUCUGGACCUGCAGCUGUCCAGGUCCCCCCCCCCCCUCCCUCCAUAGACCUGAUCCUGCAGCCGGGGAGGCCUGUUGUGUUUUCUCCUCGAACAAUAACACAACCAUAACGAGCCUGCUGGGGCUGCACAUUAAUGCGUUGUUGGAGGAAUACACACUGACUCCAAGGGGACCAGCAUGCAUGUGGACUAUGGAUCCAUCAGAAGGGGAUCUUUGCAAACUGGAGCACUUUGUGGGGAAAUGCUUUGUGUGAUUAAAACUCAAGAACUGUAUGGAAACAACCAGGUUUAUAUGCAUGCUGUGGCUGCCUGUGAAUGCACCCAACACCUCCAGGGUUGAAGCAUCAGGACUCUUAAAGCUGGGGAUCCACACUGAGGAUGGAUUGGAUCUGACUUGGGAUGAGUAACCUCGAUUGCUCCCUUCGUGGACUCCUCUCUGAGUGGGAUUUACCUGUUUCCUCCAUAUAUGCUCUCUGCAAAGCCUCCAUUGAUAAACCCGGACCCCUUCACGGCUGCUGUGUUUGUGUGUGACUCUCUGACAUAUUAAUAUCCCCUCUACCGGACUGGAGCCCCGGGACAGGCAGCUGAGAUGAACCCGGUGAAUGCGACCUCUCUCUACGUGUCCGCGAGCCGCUCGGUGCUGCAGUGCGACCCCCGGGACCCCCGGGCCCUCGCAGAGCUCUGCAAGCUGCUGCCGUUCUUCCGACAGUCCCUGUCCUGCCUGGUCUGUGGUAACCUCCUGCAGGACCCCAUCGCGCCCACGGACUCGUCAUGUCAGCACUACGUGUGUCGAGGCUGUAAGGGUCAGAGGAUGCAGCUGAAGCCGUCCUGUAGUUGGUGUAAGGACUACUCCCGCUUUGAGGAGAACCGGCAGCUGUCUUUGCUCGUUCACUGUUACAGGAAGCUCUGUCUCUACAUCACACAGUCGCCGCUCGCCCCGCACAUAGCCAGCGCCGCCAGCGACUCGCCGGACCUCCAGGCCAUCCUCAACGAGGGCCUGACGCUGGCGGAGAGCGAGCCGGAGGUGGAGGACGUCUCAGACUCGGUGGGCCUGUCGCAGAUCGCCUCCACCUCAGAGCACGAUGACGCCCUCCCCGCCAAGGAGAUCAAGGGGGAGGAGCCGAGCUCCAUCAGUGUGAACGGGCUGCACGACUGUAACGGCCUGGUCAGUUCGGACUCUCUGCAGCCCGUCACCAUAGAAACAGGUGGAGGUGUGGCCAAGCAGGAGAGCUUCUCGGAGGAGAUGCCGGUGUGUGUGAGCGUCAGCGGGGGCGGGGAGGCGGGACUUUGUGACAUCAGUAGUUUCGGGGAUGACCUGAAGCACGGCGGGGGGCCGCUGUUGUUGAGCGUUGAGGAGGUGCUCAGAACUCUAGAGACGGACACAGACCCUGACCCCGGCCCCGAGCCCAACCCCCAGCCGGACUGCCCCCCCUCUGUCCCUCAGUCCGGCCUCAACGGGCCUCACUGCCCGUCGGGCCCCGACUCCUCUCGCCUCAUCCCCUCCCUCCCGCCAGAGAACAGCCCCCGCCUCCUCCACCCUCACCCGCACCCUCAGCCCUCUAUGCAGCCGCCCCGCCAGCCCUCCACGGUCGUCCCCCACGCUCCUCCUCGAUACCACCGCAAACGCUCCCGCUCGGAAAGCGACAGCGAGAAGGUGCAGCCCCUCCCCAUCUCCACUCUCCUUCGAGGGCCCCCCCUCGGUGCCAACAGCUCCCCCCAUCACCCAAACCCCGGCGCCACCACCAAACAGGAGCCCAAGUUCCCCGCAGCCACGCCCCACCCCCACCUGGCCCCGGUGCCUAACGGUGGACCCCCAAAGGUUGGGAAGACUGUGUUGGUCUCCAACAAGGCGCUGAAAAAGACUGUUGAGCACCACGGAGGCCCCAAGAAGGCUUAUACUAAAGCCAGGCAAGGUGCCCCCAAACCCCGUGCACAACCCCGCGACAGAGUCCUCCCUCACCCACACGCCCACCCGCUGACUCACCCGCCGAGCCCCUCGAAGCCGCUGUACAAGAAGCCCGUGGAGAAGAAGGGCUGCAAGUGCGGCAGAGCCACACAGAACCCCUCGGUGUUGACCUGCAGGGGGCAGCGCUGCCCCUGCUACUCCAACCGAAAGGCGUGUCUGGACUGUAUCUGCCGCGGCUGUCAGAACUCCUACAUGGCCAACGGAGAGAAGAAGCUGGAGGCCUUCGCCGUGCCGGAGAAAGCGCUGGAACAGACUCGCCUCACGCUUGGCAUCAACCUCACCAGUAUCACCGCGGCGGCCCUGCGGAGCCCGGCAACCAGCUCCCCCGGGAACACCCUCCUCAACGUGACGACGGCGACCGGCGCCCCCGUCACAGCCGCCUUCCUGUCGGGGACGGGUCACGACAACCGGGGGUUCGACGAUUCACUGGAGAUGCGGUUUGACUGCUGAGGUCCGGUCGGUCGGGCUGGCGGUGGUUACGCACAUCCCCCCCCGCUGCCCCGCCAGCUGGGCGUUAUCCAAAGGGGGGGGGGGGUGGAGCCAGAACAAAGGCAGCUACAGUGGCAGGCGAGGAAGCGAGGAAAGCGAGGGUCACCAGCCGAAGCUGAGGAGUCGCCCUCCAUUUAUCGCCCCAAACUGCACCAUGCUCGCGCUCGUGCGUCAUCAGAUGCAGCGAGGAAGAGGAGGAGUUGUAGCGUUACUGUAUGUUUCAGAGAUUUCAUUUCAGAGCGAGCUCUUUUGUUUCCUUCUCUACUAUGGGUAAUGUGUAGAGCAUGUUGUGUAGCCUCAGUGUGUGUAUGUGUGCGAGCAUGUGAGUGUGUAUGCGAUGGAGACAUCAUCAUCAUCAUCAUCAUCAUCAUCAGAGACUGGUGUAAUUUAUAUAAGAGGAUGAACUUUUUGUACGUGGACUCAUCAGUUUUCCUUUGAAGAAGACAUUUUAUGAAAUAUUUUAUAAUAAGUUUCAAACCAAGAGAAGCAGAGCAGGGUCCUCACCUGCACUCAACCAGAAUGUUUGCACACAGGCGGGAGCAGAAGGUGUUCUGACUACUAGACUUAAACGAUAACUCCUGCAGGUUUUAUUAACUCUCACCGUGUAACACCACUUUUGAUAUCUGUCGCCGCAAGAACAGGGACGUGACUUUUCAAAAAGCACCAGCCUAACGUUUGUUCAAAGUGUCUGUUGAAUGUUUCUACACCCCAAAAACGUUCCCCUCCAUGUUAUCGUGAACCAAAAACAAACACAGCACACGUGUACCUUUAUCAAAGUGAAACUCCCUGCUCCAUCAUCUGUGUGUUCUCGCACUUUUUGUCCCCACUUCUUCUUCACCAAACACACACACACACACACACACACACACACACACGUUUCUGAUCUUGUUCUUGCUUGUGUUGGAAACCCUCUGGUUGACUGCAGGCGGCCUGGAAGCUACACACAUGCUGCUAAACACCACAAAGGACUCAAGAAGAAGAAGAAGGAGAGCACACUUGUUCCCGUCGUCGUUUCUGUUCCGCUCGUUUUUCGUUUUUAACAUUUGCAGUAUUUAUUGGACGUCUCCUAACAUAGGUUACGUGUUGGGCGUCAUGUUCAGCCCUCUCUCUCUCUCUCUCUCUCUCUCUCUCUCUCUCUCUCUCUCUCUCUCUCUCUCUCUCUCUCUCUCUCUCUCUCUCUCUCUCUCUCUCUCUCUCUCUCUGCCUGUCUGUCGAGUCUGUUGAUUCCAGUCUGGACUUUUCUCUGUCUCUUGUUCAGUUGCUGUCGACUUCUUAGUGUUAGUUUUCCGGUGUCUCCAAAACAGUUUCUGUUCUCCCUCGGGGCAUUUAAAUACCUGUAAUAUAACUGUAACAUAUUUCCACAAAAAAGAAAGAAAAUCAAAAUCUUA